Molecule: messenger RNA, 864 nt
Organism: Drosophila serrata
Lineage: Eukaryota; Metazoa; Arthropoda; Insecta; Diptera; Drosophilidae
Gene: sing
Product: MARVEL domain-containing protein sing
Cellular component (GO): membrane
Source: RefSeq, a predicted model, not a curated record
CCGGGAAAUGCAAGGCAGGUAGAAAAUGCAUUUGUUUAUUUGCUGAAUACGGAAUGCCACUCACUAGCGCACGCAUUCCUUGGAGGGCACGCACAUGUGGCCCAGGAGCUAUUUAUAGAAUACUCUCCCUCUCCGUCAGACAACAAAGCCGAGAUGCUGAGGCACAAUCAGUCGCAAUCUGAGUUUCUAGGAGUACACACACUGAAAUCUUCAUCAUGCAGCGAUCCACGCCAAUGUCCGCCUUUGGAGUUCGGGGAAUGAGCCAGCCGCUGGGCAUCCGUAUAUGUUGCUGUCGCGUCUGCACUUGCAUCAACUUUGGCUUCCUAUUGUCCCGAAUUGGCCUGCUGAAGCUCAUGCAGCUGGGACUGGCCAUGCUCUGCGAGGGAUUACUGAUCAAGUACGGUGUGCCCUAUGCGGAUUCCAUUGGACAGGCGCUGACCAGCUUCUUGGCCACCACUGGGCAUUGCUUCACCACCAACGGGAUACUACUCAUAUGCUAUGCUUUCUCGGAUAAAUCGUACAAUCUCAUAAGGCAGUCCAUGUUUGAGACUAUAUUCAAUGGGCUAGCUAGCUGCAUGUACUUCAGUUCGGCGAGUUACAUGGGCUUUGCGUGCGUGGUGUGGCUGCAUCCGCAGUUCCUGGUGCGACCAGGAUUCUGGGCAUAUCCUGCAAUGACAGCUUGUUAUUACAUGGGCUAUGCAGCAGGCAUUCUGCAUGCCUUGGACGCCUAUCUGGCUUUUCGGCAUUAUAGAGGAGCGCGUUAAGAAGUAAGGUUUAGGAUGGAGUUACAUAUAUAUAAAUACUAGGAUUAAUAUAUAUAUUUAUAUUUAUUUAUUAAAUGAGUUUAUGGGUUAAGGCACAUCU